Molecule: messenger RNA, 624 nt
Organism: Dicrocoelium dendriticum
Lineage: Eukaryota; Metazoa; Platyhelminthes; Trematoda; Plagiorchiida; Dicrocoeliidae
Source: the annotation of a GenBank genome assembly
CUCUGACUAUAUGCGACCAGCGCUGUAUGGAGGAAAACCGUACUCCAACAACAUGGGAGAUAGUCGCACUGACCUAACCAAUUACCGUCCAAUAACGCUGCUUCCUGUGCCUUCCAAGGUUAUGGAGUCUAUCAUCGCUGAUGCACUCAUGAAGUAGCUGGAAAUUCACAAGAUGAUAGCCCCAGACCAACAUGGCCUCCGACAAAAGCGCUCAUGCACUACGAACCUGCUAAUUGCAUACAAUAGCUGGACUGAAGCAGUUGCUGGUAGGGGAGCAAGAAUCGAUGUCAUUCACCUAGACUUCUCAAAAGCAUUUGAUCGCUUAAAGUACGCAAUUCUCCUCCAUAAAAUUAAGGUCUCUGGCGUUGGUGACUCACUGCUGCGUUGGACAGGCAAUUUUCUGCACAAAGGACGGUUGAAAAUGAAAGUACGGGAACCCCUGUCCGACGCAAUUGAGAUGAAGUGGAUCGUACCAAAAGACUCAGUGCUCGGGUCUCGGCUACUUUUUUGAUUUUCAUAAAUGACCUGGCGAGGGAAAUUACUUAGAUUUCUUAUUCCUCGCGGAUGUUAUCGAGUUAGCGGGAGAGCUCAAAUAACCAAAGUCAUGAAAAGCUCCAGCCUGAC